Aureobasidium musti is the source of this 1032-nucleotide messenger RNA. The record is from the annotation of a GenBank genome assembly. NCBI's taxonomy places the organism in Eukaryota, Fungi, Ascomycota, Dothideomycetes, Dothideales, Saccotheciaceae.
AUGACUAGCCGCAAGCGCAACGAGUUCCUGGAUAAUGGACUGAGCGAUGAGGAAGAGGAUACUGGCUACAACUCAGAAGAGCAGGAAGAGAGCCGUGGCGCGCGAUCCAUCAAGCGACGAAGAGUCGAGCAAGACUCCGACGACGACUCACAAGACUUUGACGACGAAGAUGAAGAAGCCCUGGAUAAGACAAGUGCAAUCGCCAACAAGCCCGCACCCGCAGCGCCAAAAGGACGUUUCGAGCUAGACGACGAAGAUGCCGACGACUUCGUUCCCGAAGACGGUGAAGACGACAACAACGAUCUCGAGCCUGCGACAGAAGCAACAAAAGAAAAGACAGUCAAACCCCUCACCCAAAAACAACUUCUCAAAGCCCAAAAAGCAGCAAAGAAAACCGGUGUAAUCUACAUCUCGCGCAUCCCACCAUUCAUGAAACCCGCAACCCUCAAACACUACCUUUCUCCGUACGGCGAAAUCGGGCGUGUCUUUUUGACUCCCGAAGACCCCGUGGCACAGAAACAACGCGUGCGCAAUGGCGGCAACAAGAAAAAGUCCUUUACGGACGGCUGGGUCGAAUUCAUCAACAAAAAAGACGCAAAGGCUGCUGCGGAAACACUAAACGGCAACAUCAUUGGUGGCAAAAGNGGAAACUUCUACCAUGACGACAUGUGGAACAUGAAGUACUUGACUGGCUUCAAGUGGAGUCAUUUGACCGAGCAAAUUGCGAAUGAAAAUGCCGAGAGGGCGGCUAGACUGCGUGCAGAAGUUGCAAGGACGAGGAGGGAGAAUAAGAGUUUCGUGGAGGAUAUUGAGAGGAGUAAAAUGUUGGAGGGUAUGCGGGCUAAGAAGGCUGCUCAAGCGGAUAGGGCGGGUGUUUCCUCGUCUGCUGCUGCUUCAAAACCUGCUGCCGGUGGUGUCAGAGAGUUGAAGAGAGAUUUCAAGCAGAAUGAAGUCAAGAGCAAAAGACCAAUNGACUCAAGCAAGUCGGCGCAGACGGAGGAUGUCCAGAGAGUCUUGAGCAAGAUCUUCUAG